Plasmodium cynomolgi strain B is the source of this 2043-nucleotide messenger RNA. RefSeq lists its product as hypothetical. The annotation marks the transcript as partial. The record is from RefSeq and is a predicted model, not a curated record. The transcript is spliced from 3 exons. NCBI's taxonomy places the organism in Eukaryota, Apicomplexa, Aconoidasida, Haemosporida, Plasmodiidae.
AUGUACCAUUGUUUUGCCAAGUUUUUUAUAUGUAAACUCUUAUUAUGUGUAGUCCUAAAUCCUUAUAGUGGUAUCCUUGCUAUAUAUCCUAAGAAUAAAAUAAAUCAAGAUGGCUUGAUAGAACUUGAAACUCGGGAGGCGGAAUAUGCGCCUUCGCAGAAUAAAGUACACUGGUCAAAAGAAUUUGAGAACUCUACAAAAUUAAAGAAUAAAUAUUCGUACAAUGAAGCAAAAAGUAUAAAAAAAGUUAGAAGAAAAGACGUACAGAAAAAAGAACCACCAUCCCCUGUACACGCAUCUAAAGGGCAGCAGUCUGUGUUAAAUAAAUUAAAAGAAUUAUUAUUGAUCAGACCAGAGGUAAUUGAAACAAGGUUAAAAAUUUUAGAAGAAACAUUGCUAUAUAAUAAAUUAAUAACAGAAUCCAAAUUAAAUGAAGUAAAAGAAGUCUUAUCUGAUAGUGAACAAAUGGAAAAGAAAAACGUCAUAAAAGUGUUAAAGGAAAACUUAUUAAGCAACCCAUCAAUAAGAAAAUUAAUGUUAAAGGAAUUAGAAGAAAUUCUGCUAGGAAAUGAAUUGAACACAGAAUUUAUUUUAAAUGUAUUAAAUAAAAAUAAGUUUAGUAAUAGAUUGUCGUAUUUGCAUUUGUUAAAUAUAUAUGGGGAAAUUAUAGUAUCCAAAAAAUUAAUGGAAGAAUCGAAGUUAAAAGAAUUAAAAGAUGUUUUGUUAAGUAACAAACCUAUAACAGAACCCCAAUUACAUGAUUUAAAAGUGUUGCUUGUUCAUAUACUAUAUAAUAUUUCUAAUUCAAAUAAUAACGUAGAAACACAGACAGGGGAUAUCAUUAAUAAUGUUCCUGAAAUUGACACGUAUAAUUUUUCACAAAGAUUCUACAACAAAUAUUGAAUGAGAGACAAUUUAUCUCUUAAACAUGGUUCGCUAAUGAAAAAGGAUUCGAACUAUAAAAAAGAUGUGCUGCAAAAAGAUGAUUUAGUAAAAGAGAAUGACCUGCUAAAACAGAAGUUUUUGAAAAAAGACGAUUUUAUAAGGACAAGUAGUUUGAAAAAAAAAACACUUUUCCCUCCAAUAUAUGAUGAUUUUGUAGAUGACACUCCAGCUAUAGACAGAAGGGAAAUAUUACAAAAAAAUGAUUUAAUAAAGAAAAUCGAUAUAAAAGAUAUUAAGAAACCGGCACCAAAGAGUGAUUCCUUGGAAAAAAUUGAUGUGGAAAUUAUUACCCCAAAGGACAAAUUACCAAAGAGCGAUUCCUCGGGAAAAAUUGAUGUGGAAAUUAUUACCCCAAAGGACAAAUUACCAAAGAGCGACUCCUUGGAAAAAAUUGAUGUGGAAAUUAUUACCCCAAAGGACAAAUUACCAAAGAUUGAUUCCUUGGAAAAAAUUGAUGUGGAAACCACACCAAAGGACAAAUUACCAAAGAGUGAUUUGGCAGAUAAAAUUGAUAAAACAAAAAUCGAGCAAAUCACAAAAAAGAAACAAUGGACUAUAGAAAUACAUAUGAGUGAAAAGAAGGGAAAAGAUGAGAUAACAACUAAAAAAAAAAAUAAAACUACUACUAUAAGCACACAUAUGUGUGAGAAGACUAAGAAAAGUGAACUAAUAGACAUUCUUGAUUCUAAAAGUAAAGAUGAUAAAAUAGGCGAAGAAAAAGUCGCAAAGAGGAAAAAAUUCAUUGUAGAUAUACAUAUGGAGAAAAAGGAGAAGAAAAAACCAUUAAUAAAAAAAAAAUGGUUGAUUGAAGUGAUUAUGAAAAAUGUGUUCCCAAAGAAGGAGUUUGAAAUAUUAAGAGAAUUAUAUGACUCCCAUAUAAUUGAUGUGGACGUCAUAGAUCUGUUAAACCAAGCGAAAGAUGAAAUUCUUUUCGAAAAUAUUCUUGCAAACACUAGAGAAAAACCUAGAAGAUUUCAAUUUUUACGAAAUUGGCGUUUUUAUGGAAUAACAGCAAUAGUUGCUAUAGGAACAAUAAUAGGCUGUGCAAUAGGAUAUAUUAACGUAAUGGAUAUAGAUGUUGUGUUAGACUCAGCAGUU